Molecule: messenger RNA, 3493 nt
Organism: Oryza sativa Japonica Group (Japanese rice)
Lineage: Eukaryota; Viridiplantae; Streptophyta; Magnoliopsida; Poales; Poaceae
Biological process (GO): protein export from nucleus; RNA export from nucleus
Cellular component (GO): nucleus; cytoplasm; RNA nuclear export complex
Molecular function (GO): nuclear export signal receptor activity; RNA binding
Source: RefSeq, a predicted model, not a curated record
UCCCCCACGCACCGGGCCCCCGCGCCGGCGCUCUCCCCGCCGCCUGGACGCGCGCCGGCCUUCCGCCGCCGCAGGUGGAGCCUCUCUCUCUCUUUCCGUCUCCGCCCCGCGCCGCCGCCAACUAGGUCUAGUAACCUAGUUUUUCCCUUUUUCUCCCCCAAUUCUCAGCUAGCUAACUGAGAAGAUGAACACUUGUUCGGUCGCCGCUGGUCCCGCCGCGGCUUGGGCUUGUAGCAGUGUCAAUACUUGCGCCAGGAAUUCCUACCCUGUUGAAUUGGAGCCGGAGCCGGUAAAAGAGAGAGAGAAAGGCUAUGUCGACUUGUUGGUGGAUGCAUCUCUUCUGUUGGUCAGCAAUGAUUUCCCUCCUGAGGUCCAGCGUCAUGGUGCUAGGAUGCUUCAGCAUCUUCUAAAAUUCAGGCGUGAGGAAUUGAGCAGUUUUGAUUGCAGUAGUUUGAUCCAUCAAGAUGACACUGAUAGUACUAACAUGUCAAAUAAAUUCGAUGAUAUAAUUCACCCAAGAAUGCGGUGCAACAAUGGUGCAGUACCUUGCCAUCAAGUUAAGGGCUGUCUACUUCUUGCAGAAUAUAAUAUUUUAUGUGAAGCAUUUGAUGUUGUAACAUCCUGUUUAAGGUCUGAACAGUAUAAGGGGGUACUUCACUAUCUUCUUAAGCCCCUCAACAAAAUAUGGGUCCAAUCAGAGUGGAGAAGUACAUUUCUGCACUCUGCAUUUGGCCUAACCUGUCUAUUCUCUGAUCAUUUCUUGGAGAUGGUUUAUAAAGUUGUGAAGUUCUGCGAAAAUGAUCUCCGACAAAGCACAUUGGAGUCUAUUGAGAUGCAAUUCUGCGAUCUUCAUUCUCUUUUAAGAUUGAUGCUUCCCUUUCUAUUGCAGUUGCUCCAAUGCAUACAUUCUCUUUGGAGAGGACAAAUCUCUGGCAGUCUUCCUGAUCAACUUGAAAGUGCUAAAAGCAAGAUGAGUGAUGAAGAUGUCCAACAAAACAAGACAAGAAAAUUGUUGGAGGAAAUCCGACUGAGUGGGUACAACAUCAUUGGUCUAUCUUUAUCUAUUCAAGGGGCAUUUUCUGAUCUAUUGGAUAUUUCAUCUUUCAAUGAUGCUAUCUUUGAAGAUUUAGGGUCAAUGGAGUUUAGGCAUUUAAGCAAACUUAUCAAUCUUGUUUUCGUUCCUUUGGUAACAUAUUGUCCUUCCAAAUUCUGGAAGAAGUGGAUGUUGAACCUACUACGACCCUUACUUGAUCACUGUGAGGAUUUACUUUACUUUGCGUGGUUCAGCCUUAUGCACCAUGGCCGAGCUAAAGUUCCUUAUUACUUCGGGAAACUCUCUGGGCCAACAGAAAACAUUGAGAAGUUUGAAGAUACUCAACUUCUUGAGUUCACCCGUGAAGUGUCUCAUUUGCUGGGAGUUUUAUCGUCUCCAGAAUCAAACAAUGGGCUUUUACAUUAUCUUUUAACCCAUGAUUGUCUUGGGAGUUCAAGGAUGAGCUUGUUUGGGUAUUGGGUGGAUGAUGAAGCAACUACAAGUGCUAUUUCCUUUUGCCUUGCUAUGGUCCGACUUGCAGGCAGUACCGACAAUGAGAGGUGCAAGCUGUUUGUUGCAGAUGAAUUGCUUCCAUCUAUAAUUCGGCGCUUAGAUGAUCAACUACCAUGUGCAAUGAGAAACCUAAUUUUCAAGUUCAACUCCAGUACAAAUGAUACUGUUGAUAAGGAUCUUAUUGUUCUCUGUGAAGAAAUAUACAUCUAUAUUUCCAGCAAUUUGUACCCACAAAGCCAGGACCUGAUGGGGGGAGAGAAAGGCAAUGCUUAUGUUGAAAAUAACUUUACAUGUUGGUUGGCAAAGCAAAAGGAAGAUCUCCGUGCAAAGGCAUUCUGUUCUGCUCCAAUGGAGUUUAAUGGGGAGUGGAACUGGGAGUUUGAAGAUGAAUUCCAAAGGUAUCUUCCAGUUUAUUUUAACAUGUUGCAAGAAGUUGAUGCCAUGGACGACAGUGCAGAGGGUGAUUGUUCGGGCAUGAAUGCUCUCCUUCAGAAAUUGAAUCCUCAAUUCCGAUCCAAGUAUGCCAUUUACAGCAGUGAGCACCCUUAUUUGAGGGAGAUCUCACGUAUGCAGAAGCGGAAAUUUUGUUCAAUGAAUCAAGUCAGACAUUACAAAAAAAUGUACGAUCUUCUUGGCAAACUCAUCACUCUCAAACCAUAUAUCAAGGGUUCUGACCGUUCUUAUAGUGUAAUUGAACGUCUUGAAGAAAACUUGGAGAUACAAUCCACUUUUGAUGCUUAUGAAGUGGAUCAGUCGGUUGGUGUCCUACUUUGUCAUGUGCUGUAUUUCUGGGAGCCUCGAUUUCAUCCUCUGAUACGAGAAGAACACAAGGACUUGCUUUUGCAGAUAGUUGGUCAAUUAACCAAUGCAAAAGAAAACAAGCAGUUUCAGCCACUGACACCAGACCCUGGAGACUUUGCGCCACAUUUGAAGCCUUAUGCACGUUUCUACAUUCAGACUAAGCUGAAGAUGUCCAUGUAUGCUAGGGCUGCAAUGCAAAUCCAUUUGCACGAGGAUUAUGACAACUAUCUAGCUUCUGGUCAACUGGAUAGCCAUAUCUACUCACAUGUCUCAGAGGAUUUUUCUGAUGAAGAUGUUGAAAAUAAUGCAGUGCCACAGAAAUUCUCAGUUUUGGACCAUGAUCUUAUCCAUUUAUCUCUCAAGCGAAGAGCUCAGAUUGUGGAUAUGCAUAAUCAAGUAUGCACAUACUCGAAGUGUCUAAGAGACCUCCUUGAAAAUGAGUCGCUUAAAGAUCGUCUGAUGAGUUUGAUGAGUGAGCUCAAUGCUGAAGGUUUUUUUGACAUCGACAGUAACUCUGUCAAUUGGGACAAUGAGUGUUUCUCAAAGCUUGUAGAAAAAUUCAAAAAUGAAGUUUUCACAGGACAUUCCCUUCCCAGGCGUUACACUAUUCAAGGAAUUAUUGAUUAUUGGGCAAUCUUACAAGAGAAGGAUAACACUUGGCAAACCUUUGAAAAGGUUGUUACUGGAACUUCCACUAAAUUGAUUGCAUAUCUUCCACAGUUUUGGAGGGAUACACGAUAUUAUAAACAUGAGUACUAUGACAUCGUCAGGGAACCCUUAAAAAAGAUCUUUGUGUAGGGACGGGUCAGGGGAAUCUGUGCCGAGAGGGUGCCACUAUUGUUGAUGGGGUUAGCAUACUGUGUUUUUCUAUUGGCAGAUAUCAUGUUUCUAAUCAAAGUUCUCCUAAUCUGGUGCCAUCAUCUUUACUGAUCUCCUGGAUGAAGCAGAUGCCACUUACUGUAGAACUAACAUGACCAGAAAGACGCUGUGCUAGUGCAGCACAUUGCAACGAAUGUUUUAUCAUGUACAGCGCACCAUCGCCAUUUUUCGCCGUCAGCUACUGAACUGGAGAUAUAAGUUGGACUGUAAUUUUAUACUCUCUCUAUUCUAAAAUAUAGCAAUAUAUACAUAUGUCUAGAUUUAUUA